Molecule: messenger RNA, 7192 nt
Organism: Pogona vitticeps (central bearded dragon)
Lineage: Eukaryota; Metazoa; Chordata; Lepidosauria; Squamata; Agamidae
Source: RefSeq, a predicted model, not a curated record
GCCCCAGCCUUGCCCGUUGCCGGGGCUGUCUCUUUAAAUGCUGGGGUCUGCGCACCGGAGAAGGGGAGGGCUCGGCUCUGGAGUGCGUGAAAUUCCUGGGCUGCUCUGACAGUCUCAGGCAGAAAGCUCCGCUCUACGCAUCUCGCCUCGCACGCCACUCACCCCUGCGAGGGAGAGGCGCGCCAAACCUUCCUCCGCGCCCGCUCUCCUUCUCGCGCUCGCUCUGGCUGCAGCCUUUCCGAGCCGUCCAGGACGCGCCUUUUCCAUCUCCAGCGGCGCCCACCUUGCCUUCUGCCCUCCCCACCACCCCCCACCACCACCACCACACCCUCGCCUGAGAGGAGACGUCUCUUCCCUCCCUCCACCCCCGGAUUCUUAGUAGCCCCCCAAAGAGGAAAACAACAAAUAACAAGAGUUGAGGAAACAACCCAAACCUCCUCACAACUGCACAAGGGCCUACUUGCCAAGAAGUGAGGAAUUAGGGUUUGGAUCAUCUUCAGUACACAAUGCAGAUUGACUUUGAUUUUUCUGUCUACGGAUUCAAUUGUUUAAUGAGUUUGCUACUAUAUAUUAUCUGCUGCCACCAUCAUUGCUUCUAAGGGACCAUAAUUUGGAGAUUGGGUGGUGACUCUGCUUCUGCCUUUCACUGGAAAGGGCUGGGGUCACACUUGGAAACCUACCCCACCCCAAAACAUUACAUCUGAAGAAUUCUUACUCUGUUCUUCUCCUAGGAUAAAGGCCUCUGGAUCCCAAGGGAUAGCUGAGAUCUUUCCUUGACAAAGAAAAAUUUGCCUCUCCAGUCGUGUCUUUUUCACUGGUGGAAUUAAACGGCUGUGGUGCCUCUCACCAGAGCCAAGGUAGCUUGCAUUCUUUUUCUCUUAAGAAUAAGCAAGGUUUCAAAAAUGGGCUUUACCCUCCGAUCUGCCUCUUUGACCUUGAAGAUCAGCUUAUUGCUGGGCUCAUUACUCAGCCUCUGUCUCGGACUUGAGUUCAUGGGCCUUCCAAAUCAGUGGGCCCGUUACCUCCGCUGGGAUGCGAGCACACGGAGUGACCUCAGCUUCCAGUUGAAAACGAAUGUCUCAACUGGGCUUCUGCUCUACUUUGAUGAUGGCGGUGUCUGUGAUUUUCUUUGUUUGUCUUUGGUGGAUGGGCGUAUUCAGCUCCGGUUCAGUGUGGACUGCGCUGAGGCCACUGUAGUUACGGAUAAACAGGUCAAUGACAGCAACCUACACUUCUUGAUGGUUAGUCGCAACCAUCUCCGGACAGUUCUAGUGCUGGAUGGAGAAGCCAAGCCUGGUGAGGUACGCCCACAGCGCCAGUACAUGAAUAUUGUAAGUGACCUCUUUGUGGGAGGCGUCCCAUCAGAUAUUCGCCCUGCAGCCUUGACCCUGGACAGCGUCCUGAGUGAGCCACCAUUUAAAGGAUUUAUUUUGGACCUGAAGUACGGCAGUUCAGAACCCCAGCUUUUAGGCCACCAAGGAGUCCGCCUGGACAUGGAAGGGCUAUGUACAGAGAACCCAUGUGAAAAUGGUGGAACUUGCUUCCUUUUGGAUGGGGAGCCACAGUGUGAUUGCUCAGCCACUGGAUAUGCUGGGAAAUUCUGUUCUGAAGAUGCCAGCCGUGUUCCAGGCCUUUCACACCUGAUGAUGGGCGAGCAAGGUAGAAGUAAAGCAAGAGACGAGAACGUGGCCACCUUCCGUGGUUCUGAAUACCUUUGCUAUGACCUCUCCCAGAAUCCCAUUCAAAGCAGCAGUGAUGAGAUCACCCUCUCCUUCAAGACGUGGCAGCGCAACGGGCUUAUCCUGCACACGGGCAAGUCGGCCGAUUAUGUCAACCUGGCUCUGAAAGAUGGCGCAGUCUCGUUGAUCAUUAACCUGGGGUCCGGAGCCUUUGAGGCCAUUGUGGAGCCAGUCAGUGGCAAAUUUAAUGACAACCAGUGGCACGACGUUAAAGUGACACGCAACCUGCGGCAGCACUCAGGCAUUGGACACGCUAUGGUGACAAUUUCUGUGGAUGGAAUCCUCACCACCACAGGCUACACUCAAGAGGACUAUACCAUGUUAGGCUCGGAUGACUUCUUCUACGUGGGCGGGAGCCCGAGUACAGCUGACUUGCCUGGCUCUCCUAUCAGCAACAACUUUAUGGGCUGCCUCAAAGAGGUUGUUUAUAAGAAUAAUGACAUCCGUCUGGAGCUGUCUCGCUUGGCAAGGAUUGGUGAUACAAAAAUGAAAAUCUAUGGGGAAGUAAAGUUCACAUGCGAGAAUGUAGCCACGCUGGACCCCAUCAACUUCGAGACACCUGAGGCCUAUAUUAGCCUGCCUAAGUGGAACACCAAGAGGAUGGGGUCUAUCUCCUUUGACUUCCGCACCACAGAACCCAACGGCCUUAUACUCUUCACCCAUGGUAAACCUCAAGAAAGGAAGGAUUCCAGAAGCCAGAAGAAUACCAAAGUAGAUUUCUUUGCAGUGGAACUCUUAGAUGGGAACCUUUACCUCCUUCUCGACAUGGGCUCUGGAACAGUCAAAGUGAAGGCCACUCAGAGAAAAGCUAAUGAUGGAGAAUGGUAUCACGUUGAUAUUCAGAGAGAUGGCAGAUCAGGUACCAUAUCUGUGAACAGCAGACGGACCCCCUUCACUGCUAGUGGGGAGAGUGAGAUCCUGGACCUAGAAGGGGAUAUGUACCUUGGAGGACUGCCAGAAAAUCGGGCAGGUCUCGUUCUCCCUACUGAGCUCUGGACAGCCAUGCUGAACUAUGGCUACGUGGGCUGCAUCCGAGACCUCUUUAUUGAUGGGCGGAGUAAGAACAUCCGGCAGCUAGCAGAGCAGCAAAAUGCUGCUGGCGUCAAGUCUUCCUGUAUCCGGGUCAACUCCAAGCAGUGUGACAGCUACCCCUGCAAGAACAAUGCUGUCUGUAAGGAUGGCUGGAACCGCUUUAUCUGUGACUGCACUGGGACAGGUUACUGGGGAAGAACAUGUGAGCGGGAGGCUUCCAUCCUGAGUUACGAUGGCAGUAUGUAUAUGAAGAUCAUUAUGCCUAUGGUCAUGCAUACAGAGGCAGAGGAUGUGUCCUUCCGCUUCAUGUCUCAGCGUGCUUAUGGGCUACUCAUGGCCACAACAUCACGCGAUUCAGCUGAUACCCUGCGCCUAGAGCUGGAUGGAGGCCGUGUCAAGCUCAUGGUCAAUCUAGACUGUAUCAGGAUAAACUGUAACACCAGUAAAGGACCUGAGACCCUUUAUGCUGGGCAGAAACUCAAUGACAAUGAGUGGCACACAGUCCGAGUGGUACGUCGAGGAAAGAGUCUGAAACUGACUGUGGAUGAUGAUGUUGCUGAAGGAACUAUGGUUGGUGACCAUACUCGCUUGGAAUUCCACAACAUUGAGACUGGGAUAAUGACAGAAAAGCGAUACAUCUCCGUCCUUCCUUCCAGCUUCAUUGGCCACCUCCAGAGCCUCAUGUUCAAUGGUCUUCUCUAUAUUGACUUGUGCAAGAAUGGUGACAUAGACUACUGUGAAUUGAAAGCCCGUUUUGGGCUUCGUAACAUCAUCGCUGAUCCUGUCACUUUCAAAACCAAGAGCAGCUACCUGAGCUUAGCAACCCUGCAGGCCUAUACAUCCAUGCACCUCUUCUUUCAGUUCAAGACAACCUCUGCCGAUGGUUUCAUCCUUUUCAACAGUGGGGAUGGAAAUGAUUUCAUUGCCGUCGAACUGGUUAAAGGGUAUAUACAUUAUGUGUUUGACCUAGGGAAUGGACCAAAUGUCAUCAAGGGCAAUAGUGAUCGGCCUUUAAAUGACAACCAGUGGCACAAUGUAGUCAUCACCCGAGACAACAGUAACACCCACAGCCUAAAAGUGGACACCAGGAUGGUUACUCAGGUUAUCAAUGGUGCCAAGAACCUUGACCUUAAGGGUGAUCUUUACAUCGCUGGUCUUGCCCAAGGAAUGUACAGCAACCUUCCAAAAUUGGUGGCAUCCCGUGAUGGGUUUCAAGGCUGCCUUGCAUCAGUGGACUUGAAUGGACGCCUGCCAGACCUUAUUAAUGAUGCUUUGCACCGCAGUGGGCAGAUUGAGCGUGGAUGUGAAGUCACAUCUCUAAGCCAAAUGGGUCCAAGUACCACCUGUCAAGAAGACUCUUGUGCCAACCAAGGCAUUUGCAUUCAGCAGUGGGAAGGCUUCACUUGUGACUGCUCCAUGACAUCAUAUUCUGGGAACCAGUGCAAUGACCCUGGUGCCACAUAUAUUUUUGGUAAGAGUGGAGGCCUCAUUCUGUACACUUGGCCAGCAAAUGACAGACCUAGCACGAGAACAGACCGCCUGGCCGUUGGGUUCAGCACAACAGUAAAAGAUGGUAUCUUGGUUCGGAUUGACAGUGCCCCUGGUCUCACUGACUUUCUGCAGCUUCACAUAGAACAAGGCAAGAUUGGUGUUGUCUUCAACAUUGGCACAGUUGAUAUCUCUAUCAAAGAAGAGAGCACCCCGGUGAACGAUGGCAAAUACCAUGUGGUGCGCUUCACCCGAAAUGGUGGUAAUGCAACACUUCAAGUGGAUGGAUGGCCAGUGAAUGAACAUUACCCUUCAGGCAACACUGAUACUGCGUUCCAAUUGGUAAAACAGAAAAUCCCCUUCAAAUAUAAUCGGCCCGUAGAGGAAUGGCUGCAGGAAAAAGAUGAUGCAACACCGCAUCACCACUUGGCGUCGAGACCUGCCACGACGACAAAAUUUGGACGACAGUUAACGAUCUUCAACACCCAGGCGCAAAUAGCCAUUGGAGGAAAAGACAGAGGACGUCUCUUCCAAGGUCAGCUGUCCGGUCUCUACUACAAUGGCUUGAAAGUACUGAACAUGGCUGCAGAGAACAACCCCAACAUCAAGAUAAAUGGAAGUGUCCGUCUGGUUGGAGAAGUGCCCUCCAUCUUGGGAACAGCACCCACAACCUCCAUGCCACCAGAGAUGUCCACCACUGUUAUGGAGACCACCACUACUAUGGCCACUACCACGACCCGAAAAAACCGUUCCACACCCACCAUUCAGACAACAGAUGACCUUGUUUCUUCAGCGGAAUGUUCUAACGAUGACGAAGAUCUCAUUGAAUGUGAGCCGAGUGUAGGAGGUGAAUUAGUUAUCCCUCUUCUUAUAGAAGACCCUUUAGAUAUCCCUCCUAUUGCUACUCGUGCACCUUUCAUUACACUCCCCACUACCUUCCGCCCCCUCCUCACCAUUAUUGAGACCACCAAAGAUUCCCUGUCCAUGACCUCUGAGGCGGGGUUACCUUGCUUGUCGGACCAAGGCAGCGAUGGUUGUGAUGAUGAUGGCUUGGUGAUAUCUGGGUAUGGCUCAGGGGAAACCUUUGACUCUAACCUGCCCCCUACUGAUGAUGAAGAUUUUUACACCACCUUCUCCUUGGUAACAGAUAAGAGUCUUUCCACUUCAAUCUUCGAAGGUGGCUACAAAGCACACGCACCCAAGUGGGAAGCCAAGGACUUUAGACCUAACAAAGUCUCCGAAACUGGUAGGACUACUACCACAGCUUUGUCCCCUGAGCUGAUUCGCUCCACAACUUCGGCCUCGACUGGGAUGGUGCCCAAAUUGCCAGCCGGCAACAUGAAUAACCGUGACCUCAAACCCCAGCCUGAUAUAGUCUUGCUUCCGUUGCCCACUGCCUAUGAGCUAGACAGCACAAAACUGAAGAGCCCGCUAAUAACUUCCCCCAUGUUCCGUAAUGUGCCCACAGCAAACCCCACGGAGCCGGGAAUCAGACGGGUUCCGGGGGCCUCAGAGGUGGUCCGUGAGUCGAGCAGCACAACGGGGAUGGUCGUCGGCAUUGUGGCUGCUGCCGCCCUCUGCAUCCUGAUCCUCCUGUACGCCAUGUACAAGUACAGGAACAGGGACGAGGGGUCCUAUCAGGUGGAUGAGACGCGGAACUACAUCAGCAACUCGGCCCAGAGCAACGGCACGCUCAUGAAGGAGAAGCAGCAGAGCACAAAGAGCGGCCACAAGAAACAGAAAAACAAGGACAAAGAAUAUUAUGUGUAAAAAAAAUUGAAUACUUAUUUAUAUAUAUAAAUAUAUAAAUACCUUAUGAGAUAUAACUGAAUCAAAACUGUUACACGGCUAACAAGAUUGGGAGCUACAGUUUGUGUUUAAAACAAAUAUUGAGAAUAAACAUUUCAGCUGUUGACUGCUAAGUUUUCAGUCAUCGCUUGGAGUCCCAAACUCUGCCCUACUGUAUCAUAAAGCACACUUAGCGUUCUGAAGAAGGCCUAUGCAGCAUUACCAUGGUGGCGGACUUUAAAGCUUUCAGACCUCCUCCUCAGUUGAACUUUUCUGCAAGGGCAGAAGACUUCAUGGCUUACUUGUUUCGUAUCUCCAAGUGAGUCUUUAAAGAUGUUCAUGAUCUUUGACUGUAUGCUAUUUUUUUUUCAGUUUAAUUAUUUAAAAAAAUAACAAAAAAAAGAAAAAGAAAAAAAUGCAAAUGUUAUAAACGAAAAAGAAUAACUGAUCUGGCCAUGUCCAGCUUACGUAUCAUUUUUCAAGAUGUGAGGGGGGGAAAGAAAAAUAAAUGGUUUGGGGUUUUCAUUCUGUUUUUUUGUCUGAGUUUUUUUCAUUUUCUGUGAGAGUUUUUGGGAGAAUGAGCCAGGACAUAUGUCAAGAAGAAAACUUGGGGAAAAAAUGUAAUAGAGACUCUUGCCAUAUAUGAACUGAAGUUCUACCACGGUGUUCGCUCUACAUAUCAGAUUGUGUUGUCUCUUGAAUCUGUUGUCUGCAGUAAGUUGUUAACAUUAAAAAAAAUGUGAUGGGGUAGCAGUGAUGAUGAUGGUGCUGAGACUGGAGAAUGAGACUGGAAACCCGCUGCCCCAGGAUCUGGCUCCAGUAUUUGUAAGUGAAGUCAUAUGAAGAUAAAACUGCUUUUUCCUUGACAAGGGGCCACCAAUUGUAUUUGGCUAUCAUUUAUAGUAUAUAGUAGCACAGCUAAACUAUGCGGGAAAGGGGGAUUUUGAAACCAAACCAGGCAAAACAUAACUCCUUAGCCAUUCUGAAUUGAACAGACAAGCAAAAAUGAAGGAACCCUUCUUUGGGUUCUGGCUCUUGGUUGAUGAUGCAUGAAUGCAAACAAUAGUAAUCAUUUGAAUUAAGUGUUUAGAAAGAUUAUAUUGAGUUCAACUUGUUGAUAAGAACUAGAAAAUGUCACAUAAGCC